This is a messenger RNA of Penicillium olsonii, 987 nucleotides long. Lineage: Eukaryota; Fungi; Ascomycota; Eurotiomycetes; Eurotiales; Aspergillaceae. The record is from the annotation of a GenBank genome assembly.
AUGUCUUCUGUCAUCGAUCUUUCCCUCCUCAAGGGAACCCCCGAGGAGAAAGCUGCUACUUCGGCAGCACUUUUGCACACACUCAAGACCCGGGGAGUGGCUCAACUGAAGAACCAUGGCCUCCCAGAAGACCUCAUUUCGGAGAUGUUUGACUAUACUCGUCGGUUCUUCUCACUUUCACUAGAAGACAAGAUGACGGCCAAACACCCUCCUCAAGCCAAUCCCAACCGUGGCUACAGCUUUGUUGGACAGGAAUCUGUCUCUGCCAUUAGUGGCUACGAGAAGGGUCUCCCCCAAGGACAAGCAGUCCGUGACAUCAAGGAAACCCUUGAUAUUGGAGCCGCGAACGAUGACCUCGUAGACAACAUCUGGGUUGCCGAUGAGAAACUGCCUGGGUUCCGCAAAUUCAUGGAAGACUUCUACACAAGCUGCUUCAAGGUAGAGCUAGAAAUUCUUGACGCGCUCGCCCAAGCUUUGGGCGUCUCAUCCUCAGACCUCAGAGCCCUCCACAGCAAGGCCGAGAACGAAUUCCGCCUCCUACACUACCCAGCUAUCCCCGCAUCCGAGCUAGCUGAUGGAACAGCCACCCGAAUUGCGGAGCACACUGACUUCGGCACUAUCACUAUGCUGUUCCAAGACUCCACCGGUGGUCUUCAAGUCGAGGACCAGCAGAACCCGGGCGUGUUCCGAGGGGUCGAGUCUGGAGGCAAGUCGGAAAUUAUUCUCAACAUUGGCGACUCGUUGCAGCGCUUGACCAACGAUACAUUCCGCGCAGCUUGCCACCGCGUUACGUACCCACCCACUAUUAAGGUGGGAUCGGAUGAAUUGAUCCCUGAGCGCUACUCCAUUGCAUACUUCGCCAAGCCGAAUCGCGUUGCAUCGCUCUUCCCGCUGAAGAAGUUUAUCACACCAAGCACGCCGUGCAAGUAUGAGGAUAUCACAGCUUGGGAUUAUAACAAUCUUCGCAUCGCCAAACUGUUUUCUUAG